GUGAAAUUUAAAUAUCAAAUAAGAUUUGUUUCAUACAAGAGAGAAUAGGAGUAUAUCAUAAACACACAUGUCUGAUAAUAAAAUCUACAAUUUUAUUUGUUCACUUAAAAAACGCGAUAUACAAAAUACAUAAACAAUAUUUGCAUACAAUAUACAUUUGAGAAUAGAAUAAUCGUAUCAAAAUUAAUCACAUUGGUGAUGUAAAUUCUAUAUCUAACCACCAUAUGCAUAUCUCUUGGAAACUUAUCCUCGUAUGAAACCCAUAGUUUAAACGAAAAUGAUAAACUUGUAAGAAAAAAAAAAAAAAAAUUGGAAAAAGUAGGAGGUAGAUAGUUCGAAGAUAAAAGAUUGUAGUACGACGACGUUAGAAGCGUUUUAUUUGUUAAAAUGGAAUGAGCUAGUAAGACUUUGAAAGAGAUCGAAAGACGCGCGCUUGAAGAAGGAAGAUUUUUUGUGAUUGUGUCGCCCUCGUGAUUAAUAUAACUUACGUUUAGUUCGGUCAAAGUUUGCUUAUGCGUUUACGUAUAUAUAUAUAUAAAACUAUUUCUUACAUCUUUGUUGGUGGUGGUGGUGUAUCUGCUGCUUGCUCGUGUUGUAUGUAUACAAGCGCGCGUUCGCGCGCACGAAUUCACGCACGCACUUACCACGUUAAUUCUGUCGCCCUCUUUUCGUCUCCUGCGCGCGUGUAUUUAUAAACGUGAAAUGGUGAAAUGGCACGAGCACUCGGUUGCUUACGAUAUCUUCUAAUCGUUGGUACCAUCGUUCUUGGCAUUUCAGGAAUAGUAGCUUCAAUCUUCGCAGGAUUUUUUUUGUAUCAAUUAGCCGAAUACAAACAACUUACACCUGACAAUGUUUAUGGUCCGUCAAUUACUCUCUUGGUUUUGGGUUUAUUCACAUGUGCCGUAGGUUGGUUGUCAUGGCAUUUUCUUGAAUUUACGCAAAAGAGUCAAGUGAUACUAUUUGUUAUAAGUUUGACGAUAAUUGGUAUAUUUGAAAUAACUGGUGGAAUAUGGGCACUUGUCAGACACGAACAAUUAGAUUUUCUUCCGACUGCACGUCUUGGAACAGUAUUUGUAGCUAAAGACAAUCAACAAUUAUGGGAACACAUACAAACCAAGUUUCAAUGUUGCGGUAUGGACGGACCAACCGAUUACCGUGGACAAAAUUCGGUACCGUGGUCUUGUUGCGACACAUCAUUGUCUUUAAAAUCAAACAACGAUAAAUCCACUUGUACUUCCAUAUAUGCCAGAGGUUGCCAUCAUGUGAUGAUAAGUCGUGCCAGAUCGAUUUUAUUACAUGUGUUUUUACUCAGUCUCGGUGCAUUAUUAUUAAAAAUUUGUCUAAUAAUAUGUUCAACGUGUUAUGUGAAAGCAUUUACGGAAAGUAUAGAAAGAAGAAGACAUGAUGCGUUGACACGCAGAAUAUCCUCCCAAGUGAUAUAUCAAGCAGAUAAUAAUUCAAAACUUUUGAAUCGACAAUCGUCAUUAAACGAAACGACGUAGUAAUAUAUUGUUUGAUAAAAAAAAAAUAAUAAAUAAAUAAAUAAAUAAAUAAAUAAUUCAAUUGUGUGUAUGUUCCGCCGAUCAAAUUAAUGAAAAGUAAGUAAGUAAGUAAGAUACACAUGUGCAGUUGUGAGAUCGUUUUUUUGGCAAACGGAUUAUGGUUGAGAUUUUAUCAUGCGAUCGAUUUUCUCAAUGAUAAGAUAUUGUUCAAAAAAUAUGACUAAAAAUGACUCACCAGAAGAUGAGAGUUACCAAUAUGACGCAAUGUGAUGAAAAUAAAAAAAAAAAAAAAGUAAAAAAGUAACCAUUUACGAAAUAAAGAACAUAUUUUCUAUGA
Polistes dominula (European paper wasp) is the source of this 1839-nucleotide messenger RNA. RefSeq lists its product as uncharacterized. Lineage: Eukaryota; Metazoa; Arthropoda; Insecta; Hymenoptera; Vespidae. The record is from RefSeq and is a predicted model, not a curated record. Gene Ontology annotation, cellular component: plasma membrane.